Messenger RNA from Lactuca saligna, 384 nucleotides. Lineage: Eukaryota; Viridiplantae; Streptophyta; Magnoliopsida; Asterales; Asteraceae. The record is from the annotation of a GenBank genome assembly.
AUGAGUCCAAUUUUCACCGAGCGUGAGCGAAUCCAAGUCCUGUUAUCAGAUCUUGGUCUUCUUGCAGUCUUUUAUGCAAUCAAGAUUGCUGUAACAACAAAAGGAGCCGCUUGGGUAACUUGCAUGUAUGGAGUUCCGGUGGUAGGAGUGCAUGUAUUUUUCGUUAUCAUAACGUAUUUGCACCACACCCAUCUAUCGCUGCCUCAUUAUGAUUCAACGGAAUGGAACUGGAUCAAAGGGGCCCUAUCAACAAUUGACAGGGACUUUGGAUUCCUUAAUAGGGUUUUCCAUGACGUUUCACACACUCACGUAUUGCAUCAUUUGAUUUCAUACAUUCCACAUUAUCAAGCAAAGGAGGCAAGGGAUGCAACAUUCCAGUUUUGA